AUGGCAUGUGGGCCAGGAGAUCUUCAGAGCCUCACAUCUCCAUUUUCUUCUGCCAAACUUGGAAAUUCCCUCUUUUCAGAAGAGCCCUGGUUCCAGGCCUGUGGUCACACCAACAUCGCCUGCAAGAUGGUGAAGGGGAAGCUGGUAGAGGUAGGCAAGUGGCCAUGGCAGGUGAGCAUCCUGUUUCUGGGCGCGUACAUCUGCAGCGGCUCCCUCAUCCACCCUCAGUGGGUCCUCACGGCCGCGCACUGCCUAGAGAGAUCCAAGGACCCCAAAAAGUACUCCGUGAGGGUGGGAGUCCAGCAGGUCUCAGAAAACGGCACUUGGCUCCUGCUCACUCGCAUCGUGAUCCACGAGGAUUUCCACAACCUCCUAUCCCAGGACAUUGCCCUCCUGAAGCUCAGGGACCCCAUCUCCUGGUCCCCCCUCAUCCAGCCUGUCUGCCUACCCAACACCAAAUUCAAGCUCUCGCUCGGGACCAUGUGCUGGGUGAUCGGGUGGGGACAUAAAAAUGAACAAGAAACCUCAAGUAGCCCCUACAGUCUUCAGGAGGUGGCUGUCAGGAUCGUUAGCAAAGGUAUCUGCCGUCAGCAGUACCAGUUUCUCUUCUUGAAGAAACAGAAGUUCAUUGGGAAGGACAUGCUGUGUGCCUCCUCAGAAUUGGGCAUAGACUCUUGUCAGGCUAACUCUGGCAGCCCCCUCGUGUGUCAGGUGAACAACUCCUGGAUCCAGGUGGGGGUGGUGAGCUGGAGCUUUCGCUGCAACCGGCGACGCUUCCCAAGCAUCUAUACCAGCACCCCCCACUUCACCUACUGGAUCCAGAAGCAGAUCGGUGACAUGAGGUUCAUCAGCAGGGCCAGCGCUGCCUUCCUGAGCCCGGUCACUGGCCACAUCCUGCUGGUGUCCUUGGGCUCCAUGUGGCUCCUGUGA
Lynx canadensis (Canada lynx) is the source of this 930-nucleotide messenger RNA. Its product is annotated as putative serine protease 46. Gene Ontology annotation, molecular function: serine-type endopeptidase activity. Gene Ontology annotation, biological process: proteolysis. The transcript has 5 exons. The record is from RefSeq and is a predicted model, not a curated record. NCBI's taxonomy places the organism in Eukaryota, Metazoa, Chordata, Mammalia, Carnivora, Felidae. The coding region runs from base 1 to 930 and encodes 309 amino acids.